UCCAGCCAUAGCUGUUCCCCUUCUAGCCCCAACCCCACAUCGAGAUCAGACGGACUCACGUCAAGUCAUGCAGCUUUACGCGAGUCUCCUGUUGAAUUUGCCAUCGCUCUCCGUGAAUCAUGUCUUUGCACUAGUGUUGCUUGCUUGUUCUGUGAUAGUGGUUAAAUUAUUGGUUAAGAGGAGGAGGGGGAUGCGAGCUCUGGAGCCUUUUCCAGGACCUCCUGCACACUGGCUCCUCGGACAUGUUAAGGAGUUUCGACAGGAUGGACAUGAUUUGGAAAAGAUUAUGAAGUGGAGUGGACAGUAUCCUUUUGCUUUUCCGCUGUGGUUUGGCCCAUCGUUGUCCAUUUUGAAUGUCCACCACCCAUCAUAUGUGAAGACCAUUCUCUCUACAACAGAACCCAAAGAUGACUAUGCAUACAAGUUUUUCAUCCCUUGGUUAGGCGAUGGCUUACUUGUGUCUGCUGGACAGAAAUGGUUUCGGCAUAGACGGCUCCUCACUCCUGGUUUCCAUUAUGAUGUUCUGAAGCCUUAUGUGAAACUUGUAUCUGAUUCAACCAAAGUCAUGCUUGAUAAGUGGGAAGUUUAUGCCAAAUCAGAAGAGUCAUUUGAACUUUUUAAGCAUGUAAGUCUGAUGACGCUGGACAGCAUCAUGAAAUGUGUGUUCAGCUGUAACAGCAACUGUCAGACAGACAGUGGAACCAACCCAUACAUCCAGGCGGUGUAUGACCUCUGCCACUUGGUGAACGUCAGGUUCAGAGUGUUUCCUUACCACAGCAAGGCCAUAUUUCAUCUCAGUCCACAUGGAUACAAAUUCAGGAAGGCGACUAGAAUAGCACACAGUCAUACAGCGGAAGUUAUCAGAAAGAGGAAAGAAGUCUUGAAGAUUGAGAAGGAACAGGGCAUUGUUAAAAACAAACGAUAUAUGGACUUUUUGGAUAUUCUUCUGUCUGCCCGAGACGAGCAUCAGCAGGGUUUGUCAGAUGAGGAUAUCAGGGCUGAAGUGGACACAUUCAUGUUUGAAGGCCAUGACACCACGGCCAGUGGAAUAUCUUGGAUCUUCUACAAUCUGGCAUGUAACCCUGAGCACCAGGAGAAAUGCAGGGAGGAGAUCCUGCAGGCUCUGGAUGGAAAAGACACAGUGGACUGGGAAGACCUCAAUAAAAUUCCUUAUACCACAAUGUGCAUUAAAGAAUCCCUGCGGCUUUGCCCUCCUGUCCCAGGAAUAUCACGAAAGUUGACUAAACCCUUGACUUUCUUUGAUGGACGGACUGUACCUGAAGGUUGUAUCAUUGGAAUUAGCAUUUAUGGGAUCCACAUGAAUACCACAGUGUGGGAGAAUCCAUAUGUGUUUGAUCCGAUGAGGUUUCUGCCGGAGAACGUUUCUAAAAGGUCACCGCAUGCUUUUGUGCCCUUUUCUGCUGGACCCAGAAACUGCAUUGGACAGAACUUUGCCAUGAAUGAGAUGAAAGUCGCAGUGGCGCUGACACUGAUGAAAUACCGCCUGAUUAAAGACCCCCAGCACACCCCGAAGAUGAUCCCUCAAGUCGUGCUCAGAUCACUCAAUGGAAUUCACAUCAAGAUCAAACCAGUAGAAAAUGAUUUAUGAUAAGCUAAUGGAUACAUUGAGCCUGUUGGGAUGCUAGGAGGUGCGUUUGCCUUGAAAAGAAUGACAAUGACUUAAUUUAAAUAUUUAAUACAUAUUUAACAGCUGGAAACUGGAUGGUUAGUGAAUAAGACACCAGUUUUUGAAAUACUACACCCUAAAGUGGCCCAACUAUUUAGUGAAUUUGGCCCUUAAGACCCAUUCAUACUGCCAAUAUGAACUAAUUUAGUUGCUGAAUAUCACCAUUUCCCAUGUAUUGCUUGGUUGCUUUUACUCAUGGCAUCGGACAUCACCAACUCUCGCUGAAUAUUCACUGGCAGUGUGAACAGGGCUUGAGUGUCUGUUAUAACACAGCAUUAAAAAAAAAAUUCUAAGAAAAAAUGUCCAAGUUAUAUAAAUUAUUUUGGUGAACUGAAUGAAUCUUUUGCCUACAUCACUUCAUUAAUUCUAAAACUAGAGAGCUCUAAUAUGGAGUAUGCAGGUGAAUUCUUGUAAUCUGUAACUAGUGGAAAAGAAGAUGAAAAAAUCCAAUGUUUAUUAGCUUAGUUUUUUCUUCUUCUUCUGUAAAAAAAAAAAAAAAAUCUGUGGGGGGUCAACAUAGUUUUGGAAUACAGUGUAUGAACCCCCUCUGCUGGUCCCUUCAGAAAUCAGCAGUCUUUCAAAAGAACUGUUACUGAAGGACAUAAGCACUUACUGCUCAUGAAUUUAAGAUUAAACAUUGUGGCCAUGACACUGUUCAUUCUCUAUUAUAAAUGUGUUUACUUGAUUCACCCGCUGAUGGGGGAGGUGUGAGGGGGAAAUAUUUGGGGGGUGGGGCAGUGUUCAAAUUGUAUCACACUCACACCCACCCACCCCCUUCACAAAAAAUUAAUAAAAAAAACAUACAAAUAAAAUACAACUUUAUAUGAUGCA
Molecule: messenger RNA, 2518 nt
Organism: Cyprinus carpio (common carp)
Lineage: Eukaryota; Metazoa; Chordata; Actinopteri; Cypriniformes; Cyprinidae
Product: cytochrome P450 4B1
Molecular function (GO): heme binding; iron ion binding; monooxygenase activity
Source: RefSeq, a predicted model, not a curated record